AUGCGCUGCGCGGCGCGGCUGCGGCGCGCGGCGCAGGCGUUUGAGGGGGGCUUCUUCUCGGCCUGCCGCCUGGCGCAGGGCGCGCCGAGUGCGUCGACGCUGCUGGACGCCGAGUCGAUUGUGCUCAAGGGACUCCACGCCCUGCAUCUCAUGCGGGCGCUGUCUUCGCUGGCCGGAGGCGUCAUGGGCCGCGGCGUGGCGGCCGCCCUAGAGCCGGACGAGCGCCGCAUCUGCACCACGCUCGCGGCCUCGUUGCCGCGCGACCGCCUGCCCCAGAGCCUGCUCGAGCGCCUGGACGAGGCGCGCGUCUACGAGACGGCCGGCGAAGAGGGCGGCGGCCUCGACGCCGCCGGCGGCGGCGACGCCCUCGGUGGGGGCGACGUGUUUGACCUGCCGCAGGGGGCCGGCUGGCUGGCAGAGCAGCAGGGCGGAGAGGGCUGGGGCGGCGCCGGCGCAGACGGGGUCGGCGGCGCCUACGAUUUCCAGCGCGCAGAGCGGACGGCCGCACUUGGUGACGCCGACAGCGGCGGCCUCGGCUUCUCCGCCGGCGCGCCGCUGUUCGCGGCGGCGGGGCACGAGCGCGGCGCGUCGGCGGCGCUGGACGGCAAAGGUGGCGGCACAGCGGGCGGCGAUGCCGCCGCCGGCUUGCUGCGGCUGGAUGAGGAUCUGGAGCUUGUGUUGGAGGAUGAGGAGGAGGACAUGGGCAGUCAGAGGCAGGACGGCGGCGCCGGGGCGCCGGCCAGCGAGGGCCACGCUCUCGACGCCGCAGCGCCGCGGCCGCCGCGUGGCGGCACGCAGCGGGCGCAGCGGCUGCCGUUUGGGGGCCGCGUCAGCGUGACGGGUCAGGUGCGGCCUCAGGGCGGCAAGAAAGGCGGGCAGCUGCCGCCCAGCUCCAAGCCCCUGAAAGAUGUCGGCAAGGCAAACAUGCAGGUCAGCGGACCAUCCCCCGAGUUCGAGCUGGCGCAGAGCGCAGUCGGCCGCAUCAAGAUCGACCCCAAGAUCAAGAAAGCGCACCUGGAGGGCUGCCGCCUGUCAGAGAUGUACGAGAAGGCCGGUGCCCUCAAGAGCCAGCGCGCCGGGGCCGCCAUGGGCGGCCAGCAGCGCCAGCUCAGCCGCGCUGAGCUGGACGCCGCGCUCGCGCGCGCGUCGACCGAGCGCACGCUGUACCAGCAGAUUGCGGAGGCGCGGCCGAUGGCGGAGGCGGUGCAGCAGGUCCUCUUUGACAUGCGCGACUGGAUCCAGCGCCUGUACGAGGCGACGGCCGGCGGCGUCCAGAUCGAGAUCUGCGUGCUGGUUGACAACAGCGCGAGCAUGGGCCGCAUGGCCGGCCAGACGCGCCAGGCGCUGGUGCUGCUCUGCGAGUCCCUGCGGCGCCUGGAGGCGCGCUUCGCGCUUGUGCGCUUCGGGCGGCGCCACGGGCAGCAGGUGCUCAAGCCGCUGGGCGCCGACUGGGGCGCCGAGCUGGGGCAGUUUGCGCUCGAGGCGCUCACGUUUACAGAGGGCUCCUAUCCGGCGACGGCGCUGGACUUUGUGGCCCGGCGGGUCUUCACCGACGGCCCAAGCGGCGGCUCCAGCGCUGAUGCUGUCGCGGGGUCUACGGCUGGCGCGGCGUCGCUUGGCGGGAGCACGGCGGCGAGCGGCGCCGUGCGGCGAAAGGCGGUGCUGGCGCUGGUGGAUGGCCUGACACAGGAGAUGCGCGCGGAGGACUACAUGAGUGCCCUGCGGCCUGACGGCAUCAACCUCAUGGUCAUCAACCUGUAUGAUCGCGAGGACUCUGGCCACCUGCCCAAGAUCGAGGGACUCUGGUGA
Monoraphidium neglectum is the source of this 1809-nucleotide messenger RNA. RefSeq lists its product as hypothetical. The transcript has 8 exons. Bases 1 to 1809 code for a protein of 602 amino acids. Lineage: Eukaryota; Viridiplantae; Chlorophyta; Chlorophyceae; Sphaeropleales; Selenastraceae. The record is from RefSeq and is a predicted model, not a curated record.